CCCCACUGUUGCUGAGGAAAAUGUAGCAGCAGUCAAAGUUGACGGCCGUCGUUGUCUUCACUCCACCGUGUCAUACACAAGUUGACUGGAACAGUUUUCUCACGGAGAGGAGAGUGUAUGGACAUGCAGGGCUGUUUGACAUCUGUGUGAUUUCUGACAUACCCACCACACGUAACCUGAGGAUGAACAUGUUUCCUGAGAAUUGGGAGUGUCAUCGAAAGCCAUGGAAAAAGAUGAAGCACUGUUUCAAUAUGAAAAGGCCUGACACCAUCAGAUACAGUGCAGUGACGGUUCGAGGAGGGGCCAGGGGGGCAGUGCCACUCCUAACGAUGCACUUGCCCCCCCCCCCCCCCCCCCGUGGAAUGCAUUCCUCCUACUGCAUGAUAGGAUUCACAAUAUUUUAGUUCUUAAGUUAUUACUUGGCAACAUCUACGGAGAGCCAUCUAACACACUUUAAAAUGUUAUGUAAUUUGCAAAUUGAUUUAGCUUGUUGCAUCAUAUCUCUCUUGAGAUAAUCUGAUAAUUUUGAGUAUAUGCAUCUACAUUUACAAAAGCUGUUUUGUUUGAAAAGAUCGAAAAGUCUGAAAAUACGUGAAAAGUCAUUGAAUUUUAUUAUGGAAAAAGUUAAUGAACCCUGUUGGUCUUAAAUGUAUUUCAGACAUUCACAGAUUACAACAUAGAAAAUAAAUCAAACUAAAAUUCAAAUUCAAAAAAGAAAAUAAAUGUUGUAAUCUAAAUUACUUAUAAAGAUAUAAAGUACAAUAUUUUCCCUGUGGAAGUAUAAGACUGGAUUCAAACAUUAAUACAAAAUCAUUUUCUCUCAAGAAAAUGCAUAAUCGCAGAAAAUUGAUGCAUACUUUGAAAAGCUCUUUUGUUUAUUUAGCUUUUUAUUUCAUUAAAUAUUGACUAGGUCCUACUUUUAAACUAUAUUUAAUUUUAUUUUUUUUUACAGUCAUUUGUUAGUAGAUAAUUUUAAAAUAUAGCUUAUAUAAACAAUUGCUAAUGAAUACAAUACAUAGGAGAAAAUCAACACAGCAGACAAUACUGGACAUAUUAAAAUAAGUUUCAUAAAGCGGUGUCACUCGUGUCAUCAAACAGAAGUGACUUACAUGAUUUAACGCCUUCACACUCUCUUUGUCAGCUGCUGUAAGUGUCUGCGUGUUCACUUUCUGUUUGAGGUUGACGUUGUCACAAUGUGUGUGGAACUUCCUGUCAGUGUCGUCUUUGUGAUGGUUCUUUCCAGAGAAAUAAUGUGUGUGAGCCAUGACCUGCCAGGCCCUUUGGGAUAGCAUGGGCAGGGCGUUCAACAUGGAGUCAAAAGCAGCCGGCUGCUUCCCGACGUUUUCAGAGCGAGAACUGUACCGCAGCGUCCAGGCUGUGCUGCCGAGAGAAACAGACAUCCACCAGUCCACAGACUGUCUUAACAAAGGAAUGUUAAGAUGGACGCUACACAAGAAAGUUCAGAACAAUCCCGCCAACAGCUUGUCCCUGCUGUGGGUUCUGAUAAAAGAGCUGGAGAAGGCGGAGAGGUGGGACAGUCUUGAAUGCAUCAUUCCUUUGCUCCACACGCUCAUGUAUGCCAUCAUUCAGACAGCCUGCAUCCCAGAUGACUUGUACAAGCGUGUUUAUGACUUCUGUAAGCGACUGCUGACCUACCCUCAGCCCUACUGCACCAUUGGCCUCAAUUACACCAGGAGGAUAAAAACCGAGCGCUCCGUUCCAGGUCUACUGUAUCAGAGGAUGGUGGUAGCAGAGCAGAGACUGAAGAAUGACCAUUAUCCCUUUCAGGAGAGGGUUUUUGUUCUGGCUGAUCCAGAGGUCUUUUCUGCCUCUCUGGCACAAGUCGUGUUGGCUGACAUCGAGGCAGCAUCUGCUUCAAGUCCAAUAGAUCACAUGCGCAAUGUGGUCCAACACUCCAUCCAGGCCACUUUAGGCCAGCAGUGCCAUGGACCUAAACUGGCUAAGACCUUAAAAGAUAUAGAUGUCGAGCCUAAUUUUCAGGAUGUGAUUGCGACUGCAGAGCGGUGUGCGGAAGAAGGUCGCGGCAGGGUUGGCGGUGCACUAAAGAGCCGUCUUCAGCAGCUGCACGGCGACAUUGUCACAGGCGUGAACUCGGAGGCUGCUUCCUCUGGACCACUUUUUGACUGCCCCCUUCCCAACCCCGAGAUGAGCUUCCACCUGUGGACAGAGGAUCUGGAUAUCUGGAGGGAGGUGGCCAAGUGGCUGCGAUCCAGUUCUUCGUCGGAGCAGUUCUCCCUCAGCCCGGAGCAUGAGGACCCCGAGCUGGGCGAAUCCCCCGGUGACCUGUUGCCACCCGACAAGACCCGCUUUUCUGUCUUGUCUAACGACAGCGGCAUCGAAAGAGACCUGUCCCACAGUGGUGACGCUUCGCCCGUGGCAUCGCUCGAUUCGGGCCAUGUGAGUGCAUCGUGGGAACCUUGCAAGAGCGAGCAAGAGUCAGUCAGGUUGGCACGACGUGGAGGCAUGAAGGUGAAACCGUCCGUGAAGGAUAGCGUGGCGCUGAUGCAGGACACCUUGGAGGGUCAUGCAGGAGGGCUUGGGAGCAGGGGAGGAGGAAGAGAGGUCAUACUGCAGAGGCGAGCAGGAAGCAAUGCCAGCCAGACCCCCUUCCCCAAACAGCACAGGCUAUUUACCGCCAGGAUUGUCGUCUUGGGGGGUGACAGUAUAGUGGGCCGCCUGGCCAAAGCCUACUACUGCUUAAGGAAAAGGGAAGCCCGCAGAAUUUGUCUUACCAUGAAAGUCAGCCUGCAAUUUUACUACAUCCCUGUUUGCGCCGCAGCAACCGCCACUUCGUCUGACAAGGAGAACCAUCAGUCCAAGCAGACUCCAUGCACUCUAGGGUCAUAUUUGAGCACAGUGGACCCGUGGUACAACUGCAACAUCAGCAGUUUGGGCUGCAUGAUCCCCAAACUAGCUAAAAUGCAACAAACAAACCCAUCAAAGCCGAAAGAGCCAUUUGUGUCAGACGUUAUUUCCUACUACGUGCGAAUGGGCCAGCAGCCGGUGUACUUCAACAUCUACUUUGUUAAGAUUACCUUUACAAGCAUGACCAAGAGCCCAGUGGAGGAUGUCUUUCUGACACAUUUAGAAGUGGACGUUCCUGACCUCAGACACUCUUCAGCGCCAAUGAGAGAGAAGCAGAAGAAGUGUGUAGCAGAUGUAUGUGGAGCUCUUGUCUGCAUCAGUUACAAAAAAGUGACACUAAGUGGCCGCGACGCUGACAGAGGCCUCCCCAUGAGGACAACAGGCGGUCACGUCAGUGCUAUUCCCUCGAGUGCAAAAGAUGAUCUCAACUGUUUGACGCUCACCUUGAAAGAAUGGCAAGCAAAAGCUAAAAACAACAAUGUGGAGUUCAAAAUUAGGAGCAACAACAUCAAGAUGUGUUCACUGGAGAGUCGGUCAUCGCUCAGAAUUACAUUAGACAGAGAUUGUCAAAGGAUCUACAAUGAUGUUCACAGCAUUGAAAUCCUUCCCUGCCUUGAUCCUGGAUACUGCGUCCAAAAAAAUAGGAUGUCCAAAUUGAACCUGGGUGGGGACAAGGACGCGGGACUGAGCAAGUACAUGAGUAAAGGACUUCCUCUGCCUGUCAACACGUUUGCCGGCAUCAUCAACUGACCUGAGCAGAAAGACGCACGGACGACAUAUGUGGAUGGAAAAGCCUGGCAAUCAAAUCAUCUGAACAAAUGCAGUGCUUUUUACCAUUUCUUCCCACUGUGCAGACAUCCAUUUAACAUGGAUUCACCUUGCAUUCAUUAGUGCCUGUAAAAGUACUCACUGGCCACUUGAUUAGGUACACCUGCACAAUCUGAUGACGUGGAUCUCGUUUACUUGUGGAAGUGUAGCGCAAAGUGUGCGCUGAUAGUGGUGUCAUUGAAUUUGCACCACAUAAUGAACUGUGCCGAACCACAUACAGAACUGACACAACUACCUUGUCUUGACCUGAGAAGAGUCUUUAAAGCUAGUGAACAUGCAGUGGAACCUCCAAAGCGGAACACUAUUUGUUCCAUGAUAUCAGUUGACUUCCAAGUUGUUCCCCAUCAGGAAAUAAUGGAUAGUGAAAUCAUUACAGUCUCAAAUUAACUUUAAGUAACAUUUUAAAACGUUAACCACUGUAUUAAUAUAAAAGAAAAUUACUCUCUGUUUUGAAGAUGCUAAAAAACACUUAAAGCAGAAGAAACAGGAAGAGGAUUUAAGGCAACGUACCAAGCUCAGCAGGUAGGGUCGGCCCGAGAAGGACAGCCGGUUAUCUACAAGCUGCAGUCGCUGUUCACUGCAGAGAUUAGCCAGCCACCGGUUAAGUGAGAAUAAUCUCCGAAACCUCUCAUCAUUCCUUCUCUCAGGUAAAGGACCAGAGACAAUUACUCGUUAACAGCAGUUAACUCAUUUUUACGCUUGUAUCACAGUGGGAAAUGUCGCCCAAGUCCACGUGCUGUAGAGAAUGAGUGGACCCUCCAAAUUGUACGACUUUCAGGGGUGUUUGACUUUGGAGGUUCCACUUUAUAGGCAAGAUUCUGUUCUACAAACUUGUUUCUGAAAAGGCAAAAUGGGAUGAAAGUGUAAAUUGCUCACACGCAACCAAUCGGAACCUCAGUAUCUUGUUGUCGCGUUCUUGUUGACGUUGCAUGUUUUUUUUUUUUUUGCCAAAUCCUUGGUGAUGGUUUGAGAGCAGCUGUGUGUGUGUGUGUGUGUGUGUGUGUGUGUGUGUUGUGAUUGCACAUCAGAGUCAUUCAUUGUCAAGGGCCUGUUGAAGAGCUGACACUUCUAUUCAUAGGAAAAUGUGAUUGCAUCUCUUCACACAAGCCACCUAUAGCCAUCUGACCCAAUUGCAGUAUACACACGAGUGUAGUCUUUUGUGCAUAAAUGUGUGUGUGUAUAUGUUGACAAUCACGUGUAAUGUAAAUGCUAAAU
Molecule: messenger RNA, 4929 nt
Organism: Phycodurus eques (leafy seadragon)
Lineage: Eukaryota; Metazoa; Chordata; Actinopteri; Syngnathiformes; Syngnathidae
Product: phosphoinositide 3-kinase regulatory subunit 6
Exons: 22
Coding region: 1264-3636 (790 amino acids)
Biological process (GO): G protein-coupled receptor signaling pathway; positive regulation of MAP kinase activity
Cellular component (GO): phosphatidylinositol 3-kinase complex, class IB
Molecular function (GO): 1-phosphatidylinositol-3-kinase regulator activity
Source: RefSeq, a predicted model, not a curated record